Hemicordylus capensis (graceful crag lizard) is the source of this 1316-nucleotide messenger RNA. Its product is annotated as inverted formin-2-like. The transcript is spliced from 5 exons. Gene Ontology annotation, biological process: actin cytoskeleton organization. The record is from RefSeq and is a predicted model, not a curated record. NCBI's taxonomy places the organism in Eukaryota, Metazoa, Chordata, Lepidosauria, Squamata, Cordylidae. Gene Ontology annotation, molecular function: small GTPase binding; actin binding. The coding region runs from base 609 to 1316 and encodes 235 amino acids.
GUGGAGGAUUCCACGCGCAAACCCCGCGUGCAGAUGGCCACGUGUGAUGCCUCUGGCCGCGCCACCUGGGUCAUGAAGACGCCUUCUGCGCAGCUGGAUGGCGCGGAGACCCGCCAGUCCUUAGCCUCAAACGCUGUCGUCUGCCUACCCCGGAGCGCAGCUUCUGCUCGCGGGACUACUCCCCCUUCGCUUGCCUCGGAGUCGGCUCCGGCCGCAACGCCAUCCGAGGCUCCGCCCUGCGUGUGAUCCCACCCCACGCCCGUCCCUUCUCCUUCCCCACGCCUUCCACGUGGGAGCGCGGGCUGGGCUCGGCUCUUCAGGGCUGCCUUCCACCCCCAGGGAGGGAGACCGAGCCAGUUUCUGCCAGGGUGGAGCACCAGCAGUAGCAGGCGCUGGCGGGAGCGCUUCUCCCUGCUUGUGGCCAUCCGAGGAGCUUGCCUGGGCGGUGGGAUCAGGUCGGUUUUCUGCCGCUGGAUCCGACAAGAAGAAGUCAGAAGCGGGUGCCCAAGGAUGUUGCUGUUCUCCUGAGCUAGAAGCAGAAAACGAAGCGGCAUCAGCAGUGAAGGGAAGAAAACAAGGAGGAUCCCUCCUGGGAGCAGCCAAGCAAAAUGUCGCUCAAGAAGGACAGUGUGCAUAAGAAAUGGGGUGCAUUGAAAGCGAAGCUGGGGUCCCAGGACUCAGACCAGACGGAGGCCAACCUCGAGAACGCGGAGCCGGAACUCUGCAUUCGGCUGUUGCAGAUGCCUUCCGUGGUGAACUACUCGGGGCUCAAAAAGAGGCUGGAGAGCAGUGAUAACAGCUGGAUGGUCCAGUUUCUGGAGCUGUGUGGACUGGACCUUCUGCUAGAAGCACUGGACAGGCUGUCUGGAAGGGGCGUCUCCCGGAUCUCCGAUGCUCUGCUGCAGCUGACAUGCAUCAACUGCGUCCGAGCGGUCAUGAACUCUCAGAAAGGCAUUGAAUACAUUGUGAGUAAUGAAGGCUAUGUUAGGAAGCUUUCCCAAGCACUGGACACCUCGAAUGUCAUGGUCAAGAAGCAGGUCUUUGAGCUCCUGGCUGCUCUCUGCAUGUAUUCUGUGGAUGGCCACACUCUGGCUUUGGAUGCUCUGGAACACUAUAAGACUGUGAAAAGCCAACAAUACCGGUUCAGUGUCGUCAUGAAUGAGCUCUCAGCUACAGACAAUGUGCCCUACAUGAUAACGCUCCUAAGUGCCAUCAAUGCCGUCAUCUUGGGGACAGAAGAACUAAGCGCGAGGACGCAGCUCCGGAAUGAGUUCAUUGGUCUCCAGUUGUUGGAUAUUUUAACCAAGCUACGGUGA